Molecule: messenger RNA, 723 nt
Organism: Chionomys nivalis (European snow vole)
Lineage: Eukaryota; Metazoa; Chordata; Mammalia; Rodentia; Cricetidae
Product: keratin-associated protein 4-12-like
Exons: 1
Coding region: 1-723 (240 amino acids)
Cellular component (GO): keratin filament
Source: RefSeq, a predicted model, not a curated record
AUGGUCAGCUCCUGUUGUGGCUCUGUCUGCUCUGAGGAGGGCUGUGGCCAAGGCUGCUGCCAGCCCAGCUGCUGCCAGCCCAGCUGCUGCAGGCCCAGCUGCUGCAGGCCCAGCUGCUGCAGGCCCACCUGCUGUGUGUCCAGCUGCUGCAGACCCAGCUGCUGUCAGUCUGUGUGCUGCCAGCCCACCUGUUGCCGCCCCAGCUGCUGCCGCCCCAGCUGCUGCAUUUCCAGCUGCUGCAGGCCUUCCUGCUGCCGCCCCAGCUGCUGUCGCCCUAGCUGCUGUGUAUCUAGCUGUUGCAGGCCCUCUUGCUGCAUCUCCAGCUGCUGCCACCCCUGCUGUAGCAGUUCCAGCUGUUGUGGGUCCACCUGCUGCCGCCCCAGCUGCUGCAUUUCCAGCUGCUGCAGGCCUUCCUGCUGCCAAACGACCUGCUGCCGCCCCACCUGCUGUGUAUCCAGCUGCUGCAGACCCCAGUGCUGCAUCUCCAGCUGCUGCCGCCCCUGCUGUAGCAGUUCCAGCUGUUGUGGGUCCACCUGCUGCCGCCCCAGCUGCUGCAUUUCCAGCUGCUGCAGGCCUUCCUGCUGCCAAACGACCUGCUGCCGCCCCACCUGCUGUGUAUCCAGCUGCUGCAGACCCCAGUGCUGCAUCUCCAGCUGCUGCCGCCCCACCUGUUGCCAGACCUCCUGCUGCCGCCCAGCAUGCUCUAGCUGUUCUUGUUGCUGA